GAGGCACGCAAUCCAUAAGUCGUAUAAGAAGUAAUUGGUUUCGGCCAAAAUAGACGAUAGAGCGAGCUCGUCAACUACCCAUUUUUUCCACAACUCCGCCAGGUUACAACAAGCUCCUCUAACCACAACACACUCAACUCGAACAAAACAAAACAAACCAUAGAAAGCUCAACCACCACAGCCAUGGUAAACUUCCGCAUCGACGUCGUCUCAGACACAGUCUGCCCCUGGUGCUACGUCGGCCGCAAGCAAGUCCAGCGCGCCCAGCAAAUCUGGCAGCAGCGCUACCCUUCAUCCACCGACACCUUUUCCGUCAAAUACGCGCCCUACCAGCUCAACCCGGAUUCGCCCCGAGGCCCUGGCAACAGCCGCGACAAGCACGAGUACUAUCUUCAGCGCUUCGGGCCAGAGCGCACCGCCAUGAUCCACGAGCGCCUGACCGGCGUGGGCAACGCCGUCGGCAUCAACUUCAAGUACGGCGGCAAGCUGGGCAACUCGCGGGACUCGCACCGCCUGGUUCACCUGGCGAAGAAGUUUGGCGACGAGACGGAGCUCAAGGUCGUCGACGGGCUCUUUGCGGCGUAUUUUGAGAAUGAAAAGGACAUUACCAGCUACGAGACUCUCGGGGAGGUUGCCGUAGGAGCUGGCAUCUCUGAGGCUGACUUCAAGAAGGCCAUUGUGGAGAGUGAUGAGGGAGGCAAGGAGGUUGAUGAGCUGGCUGGAAGUGCGAGGUACAGGGGCAUCAGCGGCGUUCCGGAUUACACGAUCCAGGGCAAGUUUAAGCUGAGUGGCGCUCAGGAUGCUAUGGAGUUUGUCAACGUCUUUGAGAGGGUCAAGGCUCAGGAGCACUCAUGAUGCACAAGGAUAGAAGAAUUAUGAUAAAAAAUGGAAAUAAAUAAGCCUGGUUUAACUAGAGAUUAACGCUAUGGCACUAUUAAUAUCCAACAUUCGACAUGACCACGGGUAUAUCCAAUAAGCUAGCAAUCUCAGAUCUAUCUAU
Messenger RNA from Trichoderma atroviride IMI 206040, 1000 nucleotides. RefSeq lists its product as uncharacterized. The record is from RefSeq and is a predicted model, not a curated record. NCBI's taxonomy places the organism in Eukaryota, Fungi, Ascomycota, Sordariomycetes, Hypocreales, Hypocreaceae. Gene Ontology annotation, molecular function: oxidoreductase activity.